Molecule: messenger RNA, 1275 nt
Organism: Caenorhabditis remanei
Lineage: Eukaryota; Metazoa; Nematoda; Chromadorea; Rhabditida; Rhabditidae
Exons: 4
Coding region: 1-1275 (424 amino acids)
Biological process (GO): vitamin transport; transmembrane transport
Cellular component (GO): plasma membrane
Molecular function (GO): vitamin transmembrane transporter activity
Source: RefSeq, a predicted model, not a curated record
AUGGAGCAAUGGAAGGUGAUGGUACUAAUCUGUCUAUAUGGUGCUGUGAAAGAGUUCCGGCCCACUGAACCAUACAUGUAUGAGUAUCAGCAUACUACACUGAAUAUGUCGGAGCACACGUUGAAUAGUCAGGUUUACCCAAUCUGGACGUACAGUUACCUCAUCACCCUAAUCCCCGCCUUCCUUCUAACCGACGUCUUCCUCUACAAACCUCUUCUAGUCUUCGAAGCAUUCUCCUAUUUCCUAUGUUGGGUCAUUUUCGUGUUCGGAAGAAGUGUCUGGAGUCAACAGGUGCUGGAGCUGAUCUACGGAUGGGCGACUGCAACGGAGAUUGCAUAUUUCGCGUAUAUUUAUGUGAAAGUUCCAAAAACCGAGUACAAGUCAGCCACCGCGUUCACCCGUGCCGCCCUUCUUGUCGGCCGAUUCCUUGCCUACGCACUAGCUCAACUACUGAUCGGAAUGAACUGGGCAUCCUACUCCACUCUGAAUAUUAUCAGUUUAGUUGCCAUGACCAUUGCGGUGUUCCUUGCUCUCAUUCUUCCACGUGUCGAAUGGAAAGAAGCUUACGAGAAGAAGCUGGAGGAUAACAAUGUGCAAGGUGACUUGAAGGAGAUUGUCGACCAAUCGAGUUAUAUGGAUUACCUCCGCAUGUUUUUUGUGGGGCUCAGGCAUAAUUUGCUGGCGAUUUAUCGGAAUCCUCUGAUUCUUAAGUGGUCUGUCUGGUCGGCACUUUCCAGUUGUAUCUUCUACCAAGUCACCAACUACACCCAGACACUUUGGGGUACUUUACCGGAAUCUGAGAAUCGAUGGAAUGGAAUCACGGAGGCCCUGGUACCGCUACUAGGUAUCCCGGCUGACUUGAUUACCCGGCAGCUCAACGUGAAUUGGAAUAAGUGGGGAGACUUGCUCCUGGCAGUUGGCUCCGUGGGGCAAGCUGGUCUACUAUUCUGGAUGUCACAGUCCAAUCAUAUUGUGGUACUGUAUCUCAGUUACAUUUUCUAUCGUGUGAUCUACCAACUGACCACUACCAUUGCUCAGUCUACAUUGGCAUUUUCCUUGGAUUCGAGACUGUUUGGAUUGCUUUUUGGAAUCAAUACAUUUGUGGCGCUUUUGAUGCAAUCAGUGUUGACUGCAGUGGUUAUUGAUUGGCAGAAAUUGGAGAUCAGACCGCAGUUUGUCGUCUACUCCUGCUAUCAUCUCGUCGUCGCCAUCUCUUUCGCCGCCAUUUUUGGAAUCUGGGCGACCCGACGAUUCAUCAAAACACGAUCUAGUUAG